AUCCAAAGGAAAUGAGGAGGAACUAUUUUAGAAAGUUGGAGUUUAAGCUGGACAUGCUGUCUCUGCUACCAUUAGAUCUCCUGUACUUUGCUGUAGGGUUCAACUCAUUACUGCGGGCACCAAGGUAUUUUAAGAUCAAGACAUUUCUAGAGUUCUACAACCGCUUUGAUCAAGCUGCCAAAUCUCCCCAUUUAAUCCGUGUUGCCAAGACGAUGACGUACAUGGUGUAUCUGAUCCACGUAGAGACAUGUGGUUACUAUGCGGUGUCUGUCUAUGAGGGAAUAGGGAGCAAUAAAUGGGUGUACAAUGGCGAGGGGAACGCGUACGUGAGAUGUUUCUACUUGGCCACCAAGACAUCGACCUCUAUUGGUAACAACCCUACACCCACCAACACUCUGGAGUACGUGUUCAUGACUGUCUACUGGCUGUCAGGGGUCUUUGUCUUUGCCUUGCUGAUAGGACAGCCUUGUAAGGUGUUCCGUGUUGGUGUAGUCUUGGUAACAAGCUCUGAUAUGGUUCAACUGGCCCAUCUUGCCAGUGACUCUUGA
Lingula anatina is the source of this 548-nucleotide messenger RNA. Its product is annotated as cyclic nucleotide-gated channel beta-3. Gene Ontology annotation, molecular function: intracellularly cAMP-activated cation channel activity; intracellularly cGMP-activated cation channel activity; cGMP binding. Gene Ontology annotation, biological process: monoatomic cation transmembrane transport. Gene Ontology annotation, cellular component: intracellular cyclic nucleotide activated cation channel complex; plasma membrane. NCBI's taxonomy places the organism in Eukaryota, Metazoa, Brachiopoda, Lingulata, Lingulida, Lingulidae. The record is from RefSeq and is a predicted model, not a curated record.